GUGUGUGUGUGUGAGGGCGCGCGCGUGUCAGUUUGGUGGGGGUGGGGGAUCAUGCCCAUGCCAUGGAAGAAGUCGAGGGUGACCCGCAUCUCCCGCCUCGUCGCCGACCUCCAGUCCUCCCCGCGCCGCGGCGGCUCCCUCGUCGUCGAGACCGGCUUCCCCACCUCCCUCGUCGACCUCUUCGUCAAGAACCGGGAUCGCCUCCGCAAGCCCUCCCGCAGGAAGGAGCAGCAGCAGCAGCAUCAGCAGGAGGAGGAGGACGAGGAGGAGGAGGAGCCCCCCGAGCUCCAGAUCUCCGACCCCGUCCUCACCUCCCCCUUGCCCGCCCACCUCGUCGUCGGCCCCGACCCCUUCCGCGAUCCUCCUCCACCCCCCGCCGCCGCGCCGGAGCUGCCGGCGCCGGCGGCGGCGUCGUUCGGGGACGAGGCUGGUGGGGAUUGCGCUGGUGGGUCGGCUGCGAAUGGCGUGUUCUUGGCGGUGUUCAAGGUUUUUGUGGUGGUGGUCCUGGCGCUGAGCACCAGGGGGCUCGUGAUCGGCGUCACCAUGAGCGCUUUCUUGCUUCUGUUUCUUGAGUUCGUGGGCAAGCGCGUGGUUUGUUUCGUGAGACCCUGUCCCGAUACGAGGACGGGUUUCGAGGGCUUGAUCGGAAGGGCUCUUGCGAUUUCGUCGUCCGUUUGGCCCCAGAAGGGUCUGUCGGUUCCCCGGGCGAUUACCUAUUCUGAUCCGGCGGAGCCGGCUCGAGAGGCCGUCGAUGGCCCGGGCGAUUCGAGCUCGGCCUUGGAGGGAAAUCGGGUGGUGGAGUGUAAGUUUGAGAGGGUAGUGGUGCCCGUCGAGAGCAAUUCGAGUCUGUGGCCGGAUGGCGAAUCGCUUAGCUACGACCCGAGAUGGAGGUGUGUGGAUGCAGAGGGAGGAGAGGUGAGGGUUGUGGAGGAGGGUGAGGAGGAUGGGCGCGCGGCCUUGGGAACCGAUGCUCGCAAGCAGAACCGGAAAAUCAAGUUGAAGAUCGUCAAAUGGAUCGUGCCGAAGAAGCUGAGGACCUCCAAGAAAGGGAAAAAGGAAGAAUGCGAGGCCUACCCCGAAGCGUCGAACACCUUGGCUAGUCACUUGGGCGGCUUCGGUAUCGGGGCGGGUCGAGAGGGAGAGGCGGAGGAAGAGUAUGGCGAGCAGGGAGAAAAUGCAGAUAAAUCAUGCUCGUCGAAGGCCGAAGUCGAAGGAUGUCAGCAACGAGCACAAUGUAGUAACAAAGGAAGUGACCAGUUGUUGGCAGCUGAGACCAAUUUGACAUUGGCUACAAUUUCGCUGGCUCUCCCGGCAUCAGAAACCGGUGCCGAAAACGAGAGGAGCGAAACGAAGCUGAAAUUGGGCAGGGUCGUCGUCCUGCUGGUUGUGCUUGCCGGACUUCUCGGCGGACGGUUUCUGGCCUUUGUGCUUACAUUUGGAUGUGCUAUGACGAUAUCCAUCUGGGCUAGUAGACGAAGCUUUCGUUCAGCGAAGGAUUGAUCUUAUUAACACACGGAUCUCAUCUUUGAUCGCUUAGAUGGUUUUGAAGGAAAAGCUUCUUCCGGCUUGUUCUUCGUCUCGAAGAUUGUAUGCAUUGGAGAUUUCAGGGGUUCGAGGAUUUUAACUUGUAUUUAGAGAGCUCACUAAUAGAAAGGUAUACAUAUGUGUCGGCCCGGUAUCGUCCAAUCGGUCGCGUCAUCUGUAAUUUGAAGUGUAAAUUUUAUACAGAUACAGACUGAAUGAGUAUACUCCUGAGGUUGCUGUC
Molecule: messenger RNA, 1765 nt
Organism: Syzygium oleosum
Lineage: Eukaryota; Viridiplantae; Streptophyta; Magnoliopsida; Myrtales; Myrtaceae
Exons: 1
Coding region: 52-1500 (482 amino acids)
Source: RefSeq, a predicted model, not a curated record